This is a messenger RNA of Malassezia sympodialis ATCC 42132, 1617 nucleotides long. RefSeq names its product tRNA (guanine) methyltransferase (gene TRM5). NCBI's taxonomy places the organism in Eukaryota, Fungi, Basidiomycota, Malasseziomycetes, Malasseziales, Malasseziaceae. Gene Ontology annotation, biological process: tRNA N1-guanine methylation; mitochondrial tRNA methylation. Gene Ontology annotation, molecular function: tRNA (guanine(37)-N1)-methyltransferase activity. The record is from RefSeq and is a predicted model, not a curated record. Gene Ontology annotation, cellular component: cytoplasm; mitochondrial matrix.
AUGAGUUACAUUGACAAGCCACGAUUCCACAAGCCCGCGCAUCCUGCGCGCAGAAAGCCACCGCCUGCUGACCCGCUCCUGGAGCCGUACACGGCCCACCGCCUGCCGCUGCUCCAGGCUGCGUGUGUGCCAGCCAAUGCACCGCCGCUGCAGUCGCACGCUCAGGCCGGCAUAGAGAUGCAGAGAGCUGCUGCUGCCGACGAUGAUGAGCGUGUACGGCAGCAAGAGGCGCAGCGUGCCAUGCUUGUGCAGGCAAAGCAGGAGCUGCGACACGUCCUCCCCCUCCUCGGUGUCCGCUGCGCUGCGACGCAGUGCAGCGCUUUGGCUCGGCAUCCCGCGGUGCAGGCGCACGUGUUUCGCUCGAAGCGCACCAAGCACAUAUGCCCGGACCCCGAGGGCGAUGCGACGGCGCGUGUGCUUCAGCUGGGCCUCGAAGACGAGGCGGCCCUCUCGGACGAGACGCGCGCAGCCAUUGCCGAAUACGGUGGGCAUGUUCUAGCACACCCCGUGGUCCUCGACUGGGAUUAUUGGUCCGUCGAUCAGAUCCUGCGCGCAAUCCUCCCCUUGGAACUCGAAGAAGGCGCGCCGUCGGCCUUCUCGAUGGUGGGGCACAUUGCGCACGUAAAUCUGCGGGAAGAGUACCUGGCCUAUCGCUACCUCAUCGGAGAGCUUAUCCUUGAAAAGACGCCGCGUGUCGAAACGGUCGUGAACAAACUCGACACCAUCGAUACCGAGUUCCGUGUUUUCGCCAUGGAGCUGCUCGCAGGCGAGCCGCGGUAUGAGGCGCAGGUAUCCGAGUCGAAUUGCCUAUUUACGCUGGACUUUCGACAUGUCUACUGGAAUAGCCGGCUGCACACCGAGCACGCGCGCCUCAUCAGCCAGUUCCAGCCCUUCCAAGUCGUGGCGGAUGUCAUGGCAGGUGUAGGGCCUUUUGCUGUGCCGGCCGCCAAGAAGGGUGUGUGGGUGCUCGCGAACGACUUGAACCCCGAGUGCCAUGCGAGUAUGCAGCACAAUAUCGCGCAGAACAAGGUCAACGCCCACUGCCUCGCGUUCUGUGAGGACGGUCGCACGUUCAUCCGCGCGAGUGCGGUGCGCGCAUGGGACGCCGCGUUCCCUGCUCACGACGACAGCCUCGUGAGCGAGCGCCAGAAGCGCAAGGAGCGCCGCCGCCACCGCGAGGCGGACACGGCCGAGCCAGGCCCUGCCCCGGCGCCGCCGCACCGCCUCAUUGACCAUUUCGUGAUGAACCUCCCAGCCACGGCGCUCGAGUUUCUCGAUGCGUACCGCGGCCUGUACACACGCUUAGCCGCGCAUGUGGGCCACGAGGCACUGCGGGCGGAGCUGGAUGCGCGCCGCAACGUGCCUGGUCUGGAGCCAUGGCCCAUGGUGCAUGUGCACUGCUUCACCAAGGAGGUCGCUCAUGCUGGCGAGGAUAUUUGCAAGCGUGCGAGUGAAGCCCUCGGACUCGACGAAGCACACCGCCUGCACCCCCCCGGCACGCCCGAUGCGACGCCGGACUUGUCGCUGCACCUGGUCCGCUCCGUGGCGCCCAACAAAGACAUGUACUGCCUAAGCGUCCGGCUGCCCGAGUCGGUCCUCUUCGACGAAAGGGUAUGA